This is a messenger RNA of Penicillium griseofulvum, 2148 nucleotides long. RefSeq names its product putative C6 transcription factor. Gene Ontology annotation, molecular function: DNA-binding transcription factor activity, RNA polymerase II-specific; zinc ion binding; RNA polymerase II cis-regulatory region sequence-specific DNA binding. The record is from RefSeq and is a predicted model, not a curated record. Lineage: Eukaryota; Fungi; Ascomycota; Eurotiomycetes; Eurotiales; Aspergillaceae. The transcript has 3 exons. Gene Ontology annotation, cellular component: nucleus. Gene Ontology annotation, biological process: DNA-templated transcription; positive regulation of transcription from RNA polymerase II promoter by galactose. The coding region runs from base 1 to 2148 and encodes 715 amino acids.
AUGAAUACCCCGCAGAUAUAUCCUACCAACCACUGGGAUAACCCCUCGGUGGAUGAGGCGAACGAUGGUCGACCGCGGAAGAAACGCCGUAAAUACAUCGCCAAAGCCUGCGCCGCAAAAUUAAAUGCAAUGGACAAUCACCAUGCCAGCGUUGCGGACGCCAGCACAUUGACUGCAUUUACGCUGAGAACUCUCGAGACAGUCCCGGCGAACAAGAGUAUGCCCACCCCAGUUCGGUGUGGUUGGAACACUACUGAUCUUGCAUCGAAAAGGAACUUCAAGCAGCUGUUUGACCAAAUGAGAGCCAUGCAGGACCAUAUAACCCAGUUGUCUGCUAGUAUUCGGUCAAUGGCCGGCAGCGAACAUUCUCCUGCAGGUAUUUCUGCUACCGGCACUUAUCAACUUUCUACCCAACGUUCACUCAGGCACUUAUCCUCAGCAAAAGAGGCGUCAUUCCAAGGCCCGACAACAUCUGCAUUUAGUUUUGACCUUGCAAAAUCUAGCUUGCAGCAGCGCGGAAUUGUGGAACGUGCCGAGGCUGACGAUGAGGGAGAUAUGACUCGAGAACCUUCACCGCUGGCAUCGCCAUCGGCCCCAAAUGAAGAACUUGGGACGCGCCAGACCCUAGAUCCACUUUGGAUGAUCCCUAAAGCUGAGGCACUUCGCCUUUGCCGAGUCUAUGAGGAGGAAAUGGGCAUCAUGUACCCGAUUCUGGAGCUUUCGGAGCUUUUGGACCAGGUUCACCUUCUCUACAACCCGAUGGACCGCGCGCUUGGACAGAUCCGCCAGUCUCAUGGGCACAAUGAACUGGUUCAAGAAGAUGUUCAUAUUCUGCGCGUAGUGUUUGCCUGCGCAUUGACAGCCGAAGCCAGUGGCCGAAGUGAACAGGCCAUUGCUCUUUUUGACAGUGUACGAGAAGUUCAGGACAAUUGUGUUUGGGGUGCGCCCGACAUUAAGAACAUCAUAUUUUUGACUCUUGUAUCGAUGUUCUAUUUUCAAAUGGACGAGGAAAUCUUGGCGUGGCGCACCGUUGGUAUCGUUGAGCGCAUGUGUCUCGAGAAAGGUCUUCACCGACGGGAGACUCUGAAACAACCGGCUAUCAUAGCUGAGGGGAAGGAUCGCGUUCUGCGACUUUUCUGGUCUAUAUACAUUCUGGAUAUGCGCUGGAGCUUUGGGACUGGCAUGCCGUUUGCGCUAGAGGAGACAGAUAUCGAUCCAUGGCUGCCAGAGCCUGACGAUAAAACACCUUACCUGCGCGUGAUGAUCAGAUAUAGCCGGAUUGCAGCGAAGGUGUGGAAGUUCAUAUCGGCUUUUAACAACACGAACGAAAUCAAAAAGGAAGAGAUGAACUAUUUGGAUUGGCAAGUGCUGCGUUGGGUGCAUGCCAUUCCAGACUCGUUGCGGCUCGAUCACCCGAUUUCUGUGGAGUCUGAAACUGCCAUGGAAGGCUCACGGAGCUUGCGCAGACUACGUGCCCUCCUUUAUCUUCGGGGCAAUCAGCUACGCAUGCUCAUACAUCGUCCUGUCCUUCAUACGUCAGUACAUGUGAUGCGGUACCCUGGCGAAUCAGAGACCGUGGUGGAAAUCGCAAAAGAUACAAUCCGCUUCAUUACUCGCUUGAACGAUACAUCGGACAUCUAUCAAUUACAGCAAGUGGCAUUUAAUUGGUUCCUCGUCUCGGCUCUUGCUGCCCUAUUCCUGGCAGUAGCCCAAGCCCCAACACAAUUCAGUGGGUCAUGUAAGGAGGAAUUUUACUGGGCUUUGGAGCUGGUCAAAGGUGUCUCAGCCCAGUCUUAUAUCUCUCGCCGACUAUGGAAGUCUAUUCGAAGCCUCCGUAAGCUUGGUCCUCAAUUGGGGUUAGGGGUCCAGAAAAGGCCCAUCGAACCUGGGGUUGACCAUUUAGAUGCCCAUGGCUCUCCUGCGUUGCCCCAGUCCGCCAGUACGGAGAGUCAUACACCGCAGGAUGGGGUGCAAAUGACACAGGAGUUGAUGGAGUGGUUUGAAGCAGUAGGAAAUCUGGAGGAUCAAAUCAUGGGGAUGGGAACAGGCCCUGUACCAGAUGGAGGACCUUACCAGCAGAUGCCCGAUGGGGGCUUCGUAUUUGACUACGGCGAAGAAUUGUCAAGUGUGAUGAAAGAUUUCUUUUGA